AUGGACGAGUUGAAGGACUUGCAGAAGCAGGAGCGGCAGUUAAUCCUUUCGAUCAACGGUGUAGGAGCAUUUGUUGAGGCGUACAAGAAGGCUGAGCACGAGAACCAGAUCUCGAUUCGGCUGGACACCUUGGAGGAGGCCAUGCGGAAGUUCUACAAGGUGCGCCGCAAGAUCGAAGCCAUGAUCGACGACGAGGAUGAGGACGAAGUUGUUGGAGAGUCAAAGGAGGCUCGGAAGAAGCGGUUGGCUGAUCUGGUGGUUCAGCGUGAGAUGGAGUACAACAAGGCUCUUCGUGACGUCGAGGAGAGGUACUUCGUGGUGAAGGCGAAGCUGGUCGCGCUGCGCCCAGUCAAGGUUGAGCCCACUCCUGCCGCUGACCUGAACGAAUCCUGCUUCGAUCGCUCGACCUCUCGCAUUAAGUUGCCGGACAUCAAGCUGCCCAACUUCAGCGGCGCGCUGAAGGACUGGAUCCCGUUUCGCGACACCUACAAGAGCCUCAUCCACUCCAACAUGCAGCUGCCGGACAUCGACAAGUACACCUACUUGAGGUCCGCUCUGCAAGGUGAGGCACAGCUGGAGAUCCUGUCGGUUGAUUUCUCCGCAGAAGGCUACGACGUUGCUUGGAAAGCACUGGAGAAGAAGUACGACAACCACAAGCUCAUCGUCAAGGCGUACCUGGACGCGAUCUUCGACAUCGAGCCACUGCGAAAGGAGAGUUUCGGCGGUCUGUCUCACCUGAUCAGUGAGUUCGAGACAAACCUGCAGAUGUUGAAGAAGCUUGGCGAAGGAACGGAAGCCUGGUCAACUAUCCUGGUCCACAUGCUCUGCGCGCGUUUGGAUCAUGCCACGCUGCGACUGUGGGAAUCGCACCACAACUCGAAAGCUGUGCCGAAGUACGACGUUCUGAUCGAGUUUCUGCGUGACCAGUGUACGGUGCUGCAAUCGAUCAAGGCCAACCGGCCCAGCGAAGGAGACGGACGGCAGAACCGAUCGAGAAUCUCAACCGCUCACACGUCCUCGCAGUCACAACGGCGCUGCCUGUUCUGUGGAGAGACGUUUCACAUGCCGUUCAAUUGUAGCAAGCUGAGAAACAUGUCUGUGUCUCAACGUGUGGAGGAAGUAAAUCGUCGUCGGCUGUGUAGGAAUUGUUUGAAUGCUGGUCAUUACGCCGAUGGAUGUUCUCGUGGUUCGUGUUCCCGCUGCGGCGCUAGACAUCACACGUUGCUGCAUUAUGACACGCCGGCACCUGCUGGCGCUCGUCAAGGAAGAUCCUCCGUUCAGAAUACGCAAAAUCGACCCCCAGCAGCUGGACAACAACAACACACGAGACAGCAAGGCCAGACACAGAGCAGUUCCACCCAACCAACCACAAGUUCCUACCCCGUGCACCAAUCCACUUCUCGAAACACUCACCCACCACCACCCACAGACUCUCGCAAUUCCACCACCCUCAAUGCGGCAUCCCUCCCCGCACAAAAUGCACCAACACUGUCCUGCCAAGUCCUCAUGUCUACGGCUGUAGUUCGUGUUGAAGACCAGUUCGGAAACUAUUCGCUCGCUCGGACACUUCUUGAUUCGUGUUCCGAGUUCUGCUACAUGACUAGCACCUUUUCCAAGAAGCUGAAGUUCCGGACAACACCCGACGUACUGAGAGUACAGGGCAUCGGAAACGGCUCGGCGACGUCGCUGAAGGCCGUACGUGCGAAGAUCCAGCCGCGGUUGGAUACGAUCUCGUCGUUCUCGGAGGAAAUGCGGUUCCACUUGCUGCAGAAGAUUUCCAGUGAUUUACCCGCCACACCGGUCGACGUCAGCCAGUUGAUGCUCCCCAGUGACAUCAUCCUCGCUGAUCCGCACUUCGGGGAACCUGGUCCCAUUGAUAUGAUCAUCGGUGCUGAGUUUUUCCUCGAUCUGCUGUCUGCUGGUCGGCGUAAGAUCGUCGAGGACGGUCCGACGCUUCAAGAGACUGUGUUUGGGUGGAUAGUCUCGGGAAAGGUUCCCGCAUCGUCGCCCAGUGUCCCACGCACGGCAACCUACGUCAGCUCAACAGUUGACCUGAAGGAGUUGAUGGAAAGGUUUUGGGAACUGGAGUCGUGUCACGUCAACAGCACCCACUCUGUGGAAGAGUCCACCUGCGAAGAGCUGUUCAACAAGACGACGAUUCGAGACGCAGAAGGAAGAUUCGUGGUGACCUUGCCGAAGAAGCAACGAGUCAUCGAGAAGCUGGGCGAGUCCAGAAACAUGGCGAUGAAGCGGUUCAUCGGCAUGGAGAAGCGGUUCACGACGAAUCCCGCACUGAAGUUCAUGUACACGGAGUUUGUGCAUGAGUACCUGCUCAUGAAGCACAUGCGAGAAGUGAAGGAGGACAGCAGAGAAUGCACCAAAUGCGUGCUUCGUCCACGAUGCACCUCACGAUGA
Messenger RNA from Culex pipiens pallens (northern house mosquito), 2415 nucleotides. RefSeq lists its product as uncharacterized. Bases 1 to 2415 code for a protein of 804 amino acids. Lineage: Eukaryota; Metazoa; Arthropoda; Insecta; Diptera; Culicidae. The record is from RefSeq and is a predicted model, not a curated record. Gene Ontology annotation, molecular function: zinc ion binding; nucleic acid binding. The transcript has a single exon.